AUGCGCUACAUCAGUAAAGGCUUAACGCCUGAGGAGGCCAAAAAGAAGGUUCUGGACCGGGAGAAGACCAGUGACAGCGCACGGGGCGCUGGGGAGAUUAGUGCUCCGAAAGGUAAUCCGGAGAAUAAGAAAGUCCUGGACGGGGAAAUUAGUCCUCCGGAAGGGAAGCCAGAGAAGAAGAGGAGACGUCUCGAAGCAGUGGCCCCAAAACCCAAGGCAGGGGCCAGGAAGCCUGGUGUUACCUAUGCUAGCCCCACUAAGCGUAUUAGACUGGCUGUUCUGCCGAAGGCUUUCGCUGAAAGCACAGUCACUCGUGAGGAUGAGGGAAAGAUUGAGGACGCCUUUGUGGAGGAGAUGGGUAAGGGUUGGAGGUCAAUACUCCAAUCCGACGGCAUCCACUUUCGGCCAGGCCUUAUACUGGUCGACUGCUUGGAUGCAGAAUCAGCCGAAUGGCUGCGCUUAACUGUUCCACAACUGCCUGAUUGGGAGGGCGCGGAACUGACUAUGUGCGAUGGGGACAACAUACCCAGGGUGCACGUGAUCACUCCGUACCUACGUAAAGCUGGAGGAGUGGACACGCAGAAACUAUUGAACCUCUUUAUAGCCCAAAAUGAGGGAAUGCAUACCGACCUAUGGAAGGUAUACAGGAGCAAUGAUGAGAAAACGGGUAAUCUGCUGACGAUCGGGAUAGACGACCGGUCGUUGGAAGCUAUCAAGAAGAAAAACUGUAUCCUACGAUACAGAUUUGGUAGUGUUCCAGUGCAUGUGCGCAAGGGCAGGGAACCGAAGGCGAAGGUGACCAAGCCGAAUACUUCACCGGGUGUUCCUGGAAUACCGGAGGAGGUGGCUGAGAUGGUUGCUGUGGAAUCAGCCAGAAGCGCGGUAGUAGAGGAAGUUAGUCUUCUACCUCACGAGAUCGAGGGUAUCGACGACUUUGAUCUCGGCCUAAUGACCAUUUGUGCUGAUGACGACUCGGACAGAGACACCUUGACGAAACCCUGA
Rhagoletis pomonella (apple maggot) is the source of this 1002-nucleotide messenger RNA. RefSeq lists its product as uncharacterized. Lineage: Eukaryota; Metazoa; Arthropoda; Insecta; Diptera; Tephritidae. The coding region runs from base 1 to 1002 and encodes 333 amino acids. The record is from RefSeq and is a predicted model, not a curated record. The transcript has a single exon.